Molecule: messenger RNA, 1711 nt
Organism: Fundulus heteroclitus (mummichog)
Lineage: Eukaryota; Metazoa; Chordata; Actinopteri; Cyprinodontiformes; Fundulidae
Product: ubiquitin domain-containing protein 2
Exons: 3
Coding region: 295-1113 (272 amino acids)
Molecular function (GO): protein binding
Source: RefSeq, a predicted model, not a curated record
UCCUCCAUUCCUCCGUCGGUCACCUUGUAACCAUGUGAACCCUCUUUUUUCCCCUUUUACUGCUGGGAUGAAGCAGAGGGAGAGAAAACUGCGCAGUUGCUGGGAGAAAAAAGAAAGAGUGAAGGAGGACAGAACAGGACAGGGUGAGGAAAGAGGAGACAGGAAGGGGGGAAGCUGAGAAGACAGCAGAGAGAGAGAGACGGAGAGAGAGAGAGACGGAGAGGAGGGGGUUGUAGCUCUAGCUGUGGGCCGGGGGGUGAGCUACCUAACCCGGGCUGCUCCGCCGAAACAUCCAUGGGUGGCUGUGUCGGGAGCCACCACGACUCUUCGGGCAGCUUAAACGAGAACUCGGACGGCACUGGAGUGGCUCUAGGCCGUAACCAGCCCCUGAAGAGAGACCGACCUAAAUGGAAAAGUGACUACCCGAUGACAGAGGGCCAGCUGCGCAGCAAGAGAGAUGAAUUCUGGGAUACGGCGCCAGCAUUUGAGGGCCGGAAGGAGAUCUGGGAUGCGCUGCGAGCUGCGGCCAGUGCCUUUGAGAGUAACGACCACCUACUGGCUCAGGCCAUCCUUGACGGGGCCAGCAUCACACUACCGCAUGGCGCUCUGACCGAGUGCUACGAUGAGCUGGGGAAUCGAUACCAGCUGCCGGUGUACUGCCUCUCCCCUCCCGUCAACAUGAUCGAAGAGCGCUCGGACGAGCCCGACGGCUCCGACCCGGACUCCGUGACGGCGGACCCAUCCACGGGCAGCGCCAGCGACCCCGUUCCCGGCGGCGAGUGCCAGCUGCGGCUCCGGCUCUCCACGGGCCGCGACCUGCGGCUGGCGGUGCGCUCCACGGACACGGUGGGCAUGAUGAAGCGUCGCCUGCAGAACCUGGAGGGCGUGCCGGCCGCCACGCAGCGCUGGUUUUUCUCAGGUCGGCCGCUGACGGAUCGGCUGCGCUUGGACCAACUCAACAUUUCCAGGGACUACGUAGUUCAGGUGAUCCUAAGCCAGCGGCCCCCGCCGGAGCCCGCCCCGUCCCCCGGACACACAGCGGAGGCGUCCGGGCCUGCGGCGGAGGAAGGAGUGCCUGCCCUGCCUCAAGAGCCCACGCCGGUAGAGAAUUAAGCGAAGCCCGGGCCCCGUCGGCGUAAAGCGAGGACGAAGGGACGCAGCUGAAUUAAAGGCGACUCUUCUUCUCCCCUGUGUUCGUCCGUUGUCUUCGCCGAGAAGGGCUAAGUUAAGGCAGAGGAGCACAAAGACUCUUCUACGGAGAAAAGGCUCCUUGUUUUGGUUUUUACACGUUGAAAUUUGGACCUUUUUUUUUUUUUUUUUUUAAGUCUUUUUAACUGUUCCUAUGGAAACCAAACUACAAAAGAAGAACUUUGUGAGAUGGUUACAAGGUUCGCUUCGCAGCCGAGAGGUCAAAGCGUCUCCAUGUUGAAGUUCUGCUCACAGAGGGGGAGCGAAAAGCAGAUCUGUCUUUUUCAGGCUGCAGCGUCUGGCCUUCUGUCCUCGGUGCAGACGGCUGAGACGAAGGGAGACAGUUCAACAAUCAAACGUUUUUAAUGCAUUAUAGCAACUAAUGGGGGUCACAUCUAAUCAUUUCAGUCAGGGUAGACGAGAAAGCUAACAACUGUGAUGAAAUUGCUAAGAGAUUUUGUCUUUAGUAUUGUGAAGAGCCGGCAGUCUGGAAAUAAGGCCGGGGGCUGCUGCUGGAUUCAAG